Phytophthora sojae is the source of this 1151-nucleotide messenger RNA. RefSeq lists its product as hypothetical. The record is from RefSeq and is a predicted model, not a curated record. NCBI's taxonomy places the organism in Eukaryota, Oomycota, Peronosporomycetes, Peronosporales, Peronosporaceae. The coding region runs from base 195 to 1151 and encodes 318 amino acids. The transcript has a single exon.
CAGCUGACGCCCGCACGGCGCCUCCACCUGCCAGCGCCAAUGCCGAGCACCACGUAGAAUCAACCGAUCUCUUGGAGAAAGAAGCAGACCUACAAACGGGCUUUUUGCUGUACUUUUGCUUGGGUGGAGCCCCCGAUCUUGAUGUCCAGUGGACCAAUUGCUUUUCUCAGUUGAAUGCCGACGAGUGCGUGGAAAUGCCUCGCGCGCUACGCUUCCAGCGUCGGUACAGCUUUUUGCAGAACUUCCCCGUGUAUUUGACGCAGUGUAUUCUCCAAGCAGUGAUUUUGAACGGCCAGAGUACGCCAGACGGGAGCGAGCCCGAGACGUCCCAGCCCGCUGGGACCUUGACCAGUUCCAGCGUUCGUGCCAAGUUUGACGACAUAGUGAAGGGUAUCCAUCUCUCCUGGGCCCAAGCUCUCAAUGAGUACCUGUCGAAACAAGCGAGCAGCCUGACAUUGGAGAAGCUGGAGCUGAGCAUUAACCCAGCUGCUCUAUCGAGCGAUGCGGACGAGGACGACAUCAUCUACGACUGGAGCCGUCAGCAAGAGUCCGCCAUGUGGACUCUAGCGCAGAAGCUUUACUACGGGGCGGACCUACCGGAGAUGAAGGAGAACGCGGACGCGUCUCCGGCCGUGUAUUUGUUCACGCUCAUGUUUGACGUACUGAUGGUGGAUAGCGAGGUGCCUCAGUUCGGGACCUUCCAGCUCAGCGUCUUCGGGGCCAAACUCCUGGCGCACCUCUGGGACCACACACUGAGGAAGCUGCCGUAUGCCUUCUUCGCGGACUGGUCGUGGCUCGACGAUCAAUCCACUAAGAAGAAACUCCCGGCGCUUGCCUUUUGCCACUUGCUAGCGAGCGUUCUGCUGUGGAACGGCGCGAUCGACCGCCACAGCCUCACGAACCGCAACAUCUACACUGCCGCAGUCCAGCAUAUCCUCCCCAAGCUCCAUGUGGACGGAAAACCUGUGUCCCAAGUUCCUGGCUCGGCAGAAUCCAGCCCCCUACCGCUCAGCGAGUGUCAGACCACGCGCAUUGAGCUGCGGGACCUCGACACCAAGUUCGCGUCGAUUCUGGGGCUGGACGGCUUCUUCGAAGUGGCGGAAGGCAUCCAGACCAACCUGCUCGCCAGGACCAAUCCUGCCAGCUCCUAA